This is a messenger RNA of Saimiri boliviensis boliviensis (Bolivian squirrel monkey), 2501 nucleotides long. The record is from RefSeq and is a predicted model, not a curated record. Lineage: Eukaryota; Metazoa; Chordata; Mammalia; Primates; Cebidae.
AUUAUAAUUCUGCUUUGAAAUACAUAAUAAAUUACAGUUAAUUAUAAUUUCCUUCUGUCUAACUUAUUCCUUCUAUCUAACUGCAAUAACUUAUUCCUUCUAUCUAACUGCAUCCUUUUGGGUUUUUAUGGAGUCUUCUUCAUAUAGAGGCAUGAUUUUUUACAUCAUUGGCCACUGGUGAUGAAUUCAGCCUCAGUCACUCUCUCCUCCCAGAGGUAGGGAGUGGGGCUGAAAGUGCCAACCUCCAAGCACAAGGCUGGCUCCCCUGGCAACCAGCCCCAUCCAGAUCCCAUCCAGGAGCCCCAGCCAUCAGUCAUCUCUUUAGCAUAUAAAAAGACAACAAUUCAGAGUUUCCAAGGGUUCUAGAAUUCGUGUGUCUGGAAACCAGAGCAGAAACAGGUUAUAUAUUUCUCAUUAUGUCACAGAGUCCAAUAAAAUACUUUAGCUGGACCACUUAUUAUCCCUCUUAGUGAAAUGGAAGUAGUAAUUGGCAGUUAAUUUUACAUAGCAGCUCUAAUAAGCACUUGAUAUUUUCUGUAAAAUAACUUACUGGGUUUUUCCCUAUUAUAAAGGUAAUAUGUAUAAAAGAAACCUUAGAAGGUUAGGCAAGGACAUAGAAACCACCUGUAUCCUACUUUGCUGAGAUAACUAUUACUCUUCUGCUAUUUAUCUUUCCUUCCAGACUUUUUUUUGCAUACUUACAUAUAAAUAGGACCUUGCAGUACUCUGCCCUUAACAAGAAGUCACGACAGAUUUGUGCAGCCUGCAGGGGGAGUGGCUGGGGUGAUGGCACAUGGCUUCUUCCCCCUCAGCCCCUGGCUUUUUCAGGCAGCUUCUCUUCCUGAUCUCAGAGCCACACUCCAAUAGGCCAAUCCUACUAAGAAAGGUCUGGUGAAGAUGAAGAUAGUGAAGAAGUUUGGAGCUCAGCAAGGGUGGGGAAGAAUAUGCAAGAGAAAGGUGGAUGGAGGGGAUUCCACGGACUGGGUAGAGGUGCUGGAAGGGAAACAGUGCCGGCCUGGCCAGGUCUCCGCAACUCUGCCUCCUUUGACAGGCAUGGCUCUUUCGGUGUUAGUGGUCCUGCUUCUGGCUGUACUAUAUGAAGGCAUCAAGGUUGGCAAAGCCAAGCUGCUCGACCAGGUGCUGAUGAACCUGCCCACCUCCAUCAGCCAGCAGGCUAUCGCAGAGACAGAUGGGGAGUCUGCAGGCUCAGAUUCAUCCCCUAUCAGCAGAACCCACCACAGGUGGUAUUUGUGUCACUUUGGCCAGUCUCUAAUCCAUGUCAUCCAGGUGGUCAUCGGCUACUUCAUCAUGCUGGCCGUGAUGUCCUACAACACCUGGAUUUUCCUUGGUGUGGUCCUGGGCUCUGCUGUGGGCUACUACCUAGCUUACCCACUUCUCAGCAUGGCUUAGCUGCCCCUGGGAAUGUUGAGCUGAAGCCAGCACUUGCUCCCUGGAGUUCGGACGCCAUUGCAGCAACCUUCUUCUCAGCCAGUCUGCAUAGGGCCCAGGCCUGGUCUUGUGUCUUAAGACGGCUGCUGUGACCAAAGGGAGAAUGACGAGUACUGAGGUGGCAGGGUUGCUGAGCCCAGGACAACGCAUUUCUGUGACUCAAACCAGGAAUUUCCAAAGAUUUCAAGGCAGGGAGAAGGGUUCUUGGUGAUGUAGGCUGUGGAACCUGGACACCUUCAGCUCUCCUGCCUUGUGCCUUAUCUACAGGAGCGUCAUCCACUGGACUCCCCGACCUCUUCUGUCUUUGAGGGACAGAGACCAAGCUAGAUCCUUUUUCUCACCUUUCUGCCUUUGGAAUACAUGAAGCUCAUCUCUUCUGUGGAUCAUGAUGACAAACUAGGAUUUUUUAUUUUUCCCAUUAAACUCCUAGUUGGCAAUUUUGCACAUUCAUAUAAAAAAAUUUUAAUGAAAUGAUUUUAUUUAUGAUGGAUGGCAGCAACUGCUGGGACCUAUUUCCCUUUCUUGGGGGGAGAAUAAGUGACAGCUGAUUAAAGGCAGAAACACAGGACUGCUUUCAGGCUCCUGGUUAAUUCUCUGAUAGACUGAGCUCCUUCUACCAGAAGGCACUGCCUGCAGGAAGAAUUAUCUGAUGGUCUUGGCUGUCUGGAAAAAUCUUCAUGGCCUUAAUGCCCUCCUUUAUCCUCAUGUUUCUUCUAUGCAGAACAAAAAACUGCAUUUAGUAAUGUUCAGUACUUAAUGUUCUCUAUUUAUCCCUUACUGCUUACUCGUAAUGAUCUGGUAGGGAAACAUGAUUCAUUCACUUAAAAUACUGAUUAAGCCAUGGCAGGGUACUGACUGAAGAUGCAAUCCAACCAAAGCCAUUAGAGUUUUCAAGUUAGAUGGGACUCUCUGCAUAGUUGAACCUCUUCACUUUAUAAAAAAGAGAGAAAAUCACUGCUGUAUACUAUACCUCACAGACUAGAUGAAAAGAUGGUUGUAAGCUUUGGGAAUUAAAAACAAAUACAUUUUAGUAAAUAUAUAUUUUUAAAUAG